Messenger RNA from Ophidiomyces ophidiicola, 1089 nucleotides. RefSeq lists its product as uncharacterized. Gene Ontology annotation, molecular function: ditrans,polycis-polyprenyl diphosphate synthase [(2E,6E)-farnesyl diphosphate specific] activity. The record is from RefSeq and is a predicted model, not a curated record. Gene Ontology annotation, cellular component: endoplasmic reticulum membrane; dehydrodolichyl diphosphate synthase complex. The transcript has 2 exons. Bases 1 to 1089 code for a protein of 362 amino acids. NCBI's taxonomy places the organism in Eukaryota, Fungi, Ascomycota, Eurotiomycetes, Onygenales, Onygenaceae.
AUGGCCAUCUUUCCCAGCUCAGGGCCCAGGCCCGAUGCUCGCGCCCUCUCCUCCGUCUCGUCGGCCGAACGCGAACAGAUCAUAAAGCCCUAUCUCCCUGAGCCUCGUAUCCAUCCGUCGCGAAGCCGCCUCCGCAAGACCAGGCCCAAACCGAUCCGCACCUUCGUCAAAAACAAGCUCCAUUUCCUGGUCUAUUUCCUCAUUCACAUCUUCUUCAGCAUUUAUAUACGGCUACGACAGAGCUACUAUGCAGUGGUUGAUAGGGUGCUGGCAAUUCGAUAUUACCAUCAUCGCACACCAGAGUUGAUUCGGAAGGAUGUGAGCCACUUAGGACGGCUGCCGCAGCAUCUGAGCAUAGCAUUAGCGCUGAGAAAAGACGAGGAAGCCCUGGAGAUACUAAUGGAUGAGGUGGCUGAGCUGGUAGCUUGGAGCAGCUGUGUCGGUAUCCCGACGCUGAGUGUAUACGAGAAAACAGGCUCAUUAAAAUCCUAUAUCCCAGCGCUGCAUCAAAUCAUCACUGCCAAGUUAGCAUCUUACUACGGCCCACAUCCUCAACAGCCAACCCUUCACCUUUUUGCUCCUCAUCACGCGAUCUACACUCCCUCCUCGCCCCCAUUGGGUGCAAAGAGCAACCAUGAUACUAUCACAGUUCUCCUGCUGUCUUCUACCGACGGCCGUGAGACCCUUGUCGAUCUUACAAAGACACUCGCGGAAAUGGCCCAAAAUGGCAAAGUUUCUCCCCAGGAUGUCAGUAUCAAGCUGAUAGAUGCCGAGCUCUCCGACAUGACCACGACACCGACUUCCCCUCAACCAGAAACCUUAGACUCAGAAACGAGUGACACCGAUCAAACUGUUGUUGAGAAACCAUCGGGUAUUCCUGUAAUGAAAGCAGAGCCAGACCUGCUACUUGUGUUCGGUCCCUACGUUAAACUAGAUGGAUAUCCACCCUGGCAGAUUCGACUAACGGAGAUUUUUUGUACCGGAGAUAAUAGCAGUAGCAUCAUGGGAGAUGGCGAGGCUGUGGAAUAUCAGAGGUUUUUGCAAGGUCUAUGGAAGUUUGCGAAGGCCGAGUUUAGGUUCGGACGGUAA